This is a messenger RNA of Darwinula stevensoni, 2640 nucleotides long. Lineage: Eukaryota; Metazoa; Arthropoda; Ostracoda; Podocopida; Darwinulidae. The record is from the annotation of a GenBank genome assembly.
AUGGAUCAGAGUGGCAGCGGAAAAACGGCCACGGGAGAAACGGCAAGAGCAGCCGAUAUGGAGAUUAAAAAGGCUUCAAAGACGGACUCCUCCUCGUCUGAUGAGGAAGAGGGCGAAGAACAAAGAAAAAUAGAGGAAGAGAGAAAAAAACACCGAGAAGAGCGCUGGAACAGGAGUAACGAAAAAUGGGAGCGAAAAGAAACAGAGCAACGAGAAAGGGAUAAGGAACCCCUGCAGCGGCGUUUGUUGCGGGCAAUCGCAGAGACGGAAGAUUUAGCGCAGAAUAUCCGCGGAUUGGCUGAAACUCUGAAGACCGCGCCUGAGAAAAUUCAAAAAGCCAUCGAAGACGACGAAAGGUUCGUACUUUCAGGGACCACGGUAUCGCUGAACAUUCAGUUAUCGUUAUGUCAAGGUCACUUGACCGAAGGCUGCCAUGAAGAGCAGUGCCAUUCGUUGCACAUUUGCGCGAAAUACCUCGCGGAACUCUGCACCGAUGCCAAGUGCGAAGUGGGCCACGACAUCGAAACGGACCACAACCGCCGCCUCCUCCGUCCAUUCGACUUGGAGAACGUCGACUGCCGAAUGCUGAAAAAGUUCCUCAAGCCGGAUUCGAUCACUCCUGAACCGUGCUUGGAGUACAACCUCUCGCGAUGCAAUGAAGAUGUUUGCCCCAGGAUGCACAUAUGCGCGGAUUGGGUCUCGGGAGACUGUGGGGCGUGCGCGCUGAAUCAUGACGUCUUGGAACUGCGAUGCGAAGAAUUGCUGCGACAGGCGAAUGUUAACUUGAGUCGAUCGAGAAGGGAAUUAAAACUGCAUCUGAGGAAGAAUUGGGUCUCCAACAUACAGGAGAUUUCGAAACGCAAGAGAGAACGGGAAGAAGUAGAAAAGUUUCGCCAGGCCCAGGUUUCUCCUGCCCCAUCAUCUGAGAAUCAGGAUUUUACAGUCAGUGAAUUGGAGCGGAAGCCGACACUGGCUCAGAUUAAGCAAAAUUGCAAAAACAUUGAUGGUUUUAUCUAUGAGCUCCCACGGAAGAAGGUGAUGGAAGAUAAAAAGAAUCGAUUAGCCAAAUAUGAGAUCGGGGAAAGAGGAUCCGAAGACGGGCUGGGGAAGGUGUUAAUGCUCCUCGGAGGCACAGGAACAGGAAAGAGUACCAUAAUCAAUGCGAUGGUGAAUUACGUGUAUGGAGUGAAGUGGGAAGACGACUUUCGUUUCAAAGUGAUUGUGGAAGAACACGAAAGUGGAAAAUAUGAAAAUCAUAGUCAAACGCAAUGGAUCACGGUGUACACCCUACACAGGCAGCCGAGCUUUGCUAUGCCUUUUACCUUGACUGUCAUCGAUACCCCUGGGUUUGGACAAACAAAUGGGAUCAUGGCCGAUGAAGACUUGAGGGACCAGAUCCGAGAAUUCUUCUCCAAUUUUGGGAAUGUUGGUGUUGAUCAACUUAAUGGAAUCGGCUUCGUGGUAGUGGAUGCUGAGGCCAGACUUACGACCACACAAAAGUACAUAUUUGAUUCCAUGAUGUCAGUGUUUGGAAGGGAUAUGGAAGGCAAUAUCUACGCUCUAGUAACAUUCGCGAACGUCCUAAGUCCUCCAGUCUUACAAACCCUCAAAGAAGGAGACAUCCCUUAUCGAACCUAUUAUAAGUUCAAUAAUUCUGCUUUUUUCAAUCGUCCUGAUGACUACGACGCUGAUUUUGUUCAGAUUUUCUGGGAAAUGAACAUGAAAUUUAUGCACACAUUUUUCAAAGACUUUCAAAAGUCGAAAUCAGUCAUUCUGAUGCUGACAAACAAAGUUUUAUUGGAGCGACGACGACUACAGACAGCUCUACAGGACAUACAGCCCCAAUUCAUUGCUGGCUUAGGGAGGUUGGAACAACUUAGAAAAGAACUCGCAGUUCUGGAACGAUACGGAUCGAUGUUUGACCCAAACGAGAACAUUACAUACACCUUCAAGAUGUUGAAACAAAAACGAGUGAACCUAAGCCCUGACGAAUGUGCUAUGAACUGCCUAAGAUGCGACUUCACAUGCCACUAUCCAUGCAUAGAAAACGAGAUGGAGACGAAUUGUGAAGCGAUGGGCAUCGGGAUGAUGGAAAGUGCAGUGAAACACUGUCUUGUUUGUCCCGACCAUUGUCCACCGGACCAGCAUGUGAAAAGCAAAUAUCGCCUCGAACUGCAUGAGGAAGAGGUGACGAGAACUAUUAAGGAAUUGAGAGCGAAAUAUGAGGCAGCAGCUGGUAAGAAGUUGACUCCGGAAGGGCUGAGGAAGGAAAUCGCUAAGGCAUUCAAUAGGGAAUCCGCGAACAUGAUGGAUUCAACCAACAAAGCACGCGAAUGUUUACAGACGCUCAACCAAAUAGCAUUGAGGCCCGUUCCCUUGGGGGUCAUUGAAUAUUCGGAUUUAAUGAUCGAGUCAGAAUGGAGAAAUGGCAGACCCAGUCAAACCCAGAGUAUCUCAUACAUGGAAGUCAUACGGGCCAAGGCAGUACUAAUUCAGAUGCUGAAUAAACCAGAUCCACCUAGCGUCUCCGAUUACCUGAACCUCUUCAUUGACAUCGAGAAAAGACUAGGCACAUCUGGGAAAGUCCAGAGGAUCAAAUAUCUCGAAGAAGCAAAAGCAAAAAUAAGGGAGGCGUUAUAA